CUCGCCCCGGCCGGGGCUCCCCUCCAUUGUUCCCGGGAGCGGCGGCACCGCGCCGCCGCCGCCGCCCGCGGGGCUCCGCUCGGAGGGGCUGACGGCCCAGCGGAGACCCUCCCCGCGCCCGCCCGGGGCCAGCCCGGGGUCCCCAUGGAGUGGGAGUUGUGGAGCCCAGUCGCCGAGCAGUAGCUGCAGCAGUGGGAUGUUUACCUGGCGGUGCCUCAUCCUUUGGGCUGUGCUGGUCGCAGCCGCGCUCUCCGCUGCCCGGCCGGCCCCCAGCCUGCCCGACCAAGCUCUGCCCAAAGCAAAAAUCGAAGUGGAGUCCUACUCUGCCCACCCCGGUGACCUCCUCCAGCUGCGCUGCCGGCUGCGGGAUGACGUCCAGAGCAUCAACUGGGUGCGCGACGGCGUCCAGCUGGCCGAGAACAACCGGACGCGCAUCACCGGGGAGGAGGUAGAGGUCAGGGACGCGGUGCCCGAGGACUCGGGGCUCUAUGCCUGCAUGACCAACAGCCCCUCGGGGAGUGAGACCACCUACUUCUCCGUGAACGUCUCAGACGCGCUGCCCUCUGCGGAGGACGAUGAUGACGAAGAUGAUUCCUCGUCGGAGGAGAAGGAGGCAGAUAAUACCAAGCCAAACCAGGCCAUCGCUCCAUACUGGACCUAUCCCGAGAAGAUGGAGAAGAAGCUCCACGCUGUCCCUGCCGCCAAAACGGUGAAAUUCAAGUGUCCCUCGAGCGGGACACCCAACCCCACAUUGCGCUGGCUGAAGAACGGCAAAGAGUUCAAACCCGACCACCGCAUCGGGGGGUACAAGGUCCGCCAGGCGACCUGGAGCAUCAUCAUGGACUCGGUGGUGCCGUCUGAUAAGGGCAACUACACCUGCAUCGUGGAGAACAAGUACGGGAGCAUCAACCACACCUACCAGCUGGAUGUCGUGGAGCGCUCCCCGCACCGGCCCAUCCUGCAGGCAGGGCUGCCUGCCAACAAGACCGUGGCCCUCGGCAGCAACGUGGAGUUUGUCUGCAAGGUCUACAGUGACCCCCAGCCACACAUCCAGUGGCUGAAGCACAUCGAGGUGAACGGCAGCAAGAUCGGCCCUGACAACCUGCCCUACGUGCAGAUCCUGAAGACGGCUGGUGUUAACACGACAGACAAAGAAAUGGAAGUCCUUCACUUAAGGAAUGUCUCAUUUGAGGAUGCUGGGGAGUAUACAUGUUUGGCGGGUAAUUCUAUUGGGAUCUCCCAUCACUCUGCAUGGUUGACAGUUCUCGAAGCUAUUGAAGACACCCCAGCCAUGAUGACAUCCCCCUUCUACCUGGAGAUCAUCAUCUACUGCAUCGGGGCCUUCCUCAUCUCCUGCAUGGUGGUGACCAUCAUCAUCUACAAGCUGAAGAGCACCACCAAGAAGACGGACUUCAACAGCCAGCUGGCCGUGCACAAGCUGGCCAAGAGCAUCCCCCUGCGCAGACAGGUAACAGUGUCGGCCGACUCCAGCUCCUCCAUGAACUCGGGCGUGAUGCUGGUGCGGCCCUCCCGGCUCUCCUCCAGCGGCACCCCCAUGCUGGCCGGUGUCUCCGAGUACGAGCUCCCCGAGGACCCGCGCUGGGAGCUGCCCCGGGACAGGCUGAUCCUGGGCAAGCCCCUGGGAGAAGGGUGCUUCGGGCAGGUGGUGCUGGCAGAAGCCAUUGGCCUCGACAAGGACAAGCCCAACCGGGUGACCAAGGUGGCGGUGAAGAUGCUCAAGUCUGACGCCACAGAGAAGGACUUGUCCGACCUCAUCUCUGAGAUGGAGAUGAUGAAGAUGAUUGGCAAGCACAAGAACAUCAUCAACCUGCUGGGAGCCUGCACGCAGGACGGUGAGGGACCCCUCUAUGUGAUCGUGGAGUACGCCAGCAAGGGCAACCUGCGGGAGUACCUGCAAGCCCGGCGGCCCCCGGGCAUGGAGUACUGCUACAACCCCACCCGUGUCCCCGAGGAGCAGCUCUCCUUCAAGGACCUGGUCUCCUGCGCCUACCAGGUGGCCCGGGGCAUGGAGUACCUGGCCUCCAAGAAGUGCAUCCACAGGGACCUGGCGGCCAGGAACGUGCUGGUGACCGAGGACAACGUGAUGAAGAUCGCGGACUUCGGGCUGGCCCGCGACAUCCACCACAUCGAUUACUACAAGAAGACGACAAACGGUCGCCUGCCGGUGAAGUGGAUGGCCCCCGAAGCCCUCUUUGACCGAAUCUACACCCACCAGAGCGAUGUGUGGUCCUUCGGGGUGCUGCUGUGGGAGAUCUUCACGCUGGGCGGGUCUCCCUACCCCGGUGUGCCCGUCGAGGAGCUUUUCAAGCUGCUGAAGGAAGGUCACAGGAUGGACAAGCCCAGCAACUGCACCAACGAGCUGUACAUGAUGAUGAGGGAUUGCUGGCACGCUGUGCCUUCCCAGAGACCCACCUUCAAGCAGCUGGUAGAAGACCUGGACAGGAUCGUGGCCAUGACCUCCAACCAGGAGUACCUGGACCUCUCCAUGCCGCUGGAUCAGUAUUCCCCCGGCUUCCCGGACACCCGCAGCUCCACCUGCUCCUCGGGAGAGGACUCUGUUUUUUCCCACGACCCCCUCCCGGACGAGCCGUGCCUUCCCAAGUUCCCCCCCCAGCACACCAACGGUGGACUGAAGCGACACUGAGGGUGGUACUGCCGGUGGGACCGUGCCGUGCUGUGCCACUCUGUGCCAUACCCUGCCCUGCCGUGCCUGUGGACGCUGCCUGCACAGUCUGGUUGUGCUGAGCUGUUGCAGAAGGGGUUCAGAGACACCUGUAGCAUCUCAUGUAACCAAAACCACCCACCUCCUGCCAGCUUCUCCUGCCGCCUCAUGUCAGCUCUCCGCAGCCUAAAGGGUCCGUUCCGGUGUUUUUAUGGCGUUUCCUCCCUUUUUUUUUUUUAAAAAAACCUCUUUUCCAUGAAUUCCGUGCUUGAAUAUUCCCACUUGGUUGAGCUGAAAUCGCCUGCCACUGGGGGCAGUGCCUGGCUGGGGAGCCAGACAGGCAUCCCAGGAUGGCACAUGCUGGCAGGGCACGGAGAGCCCAGGGCUGGUCUGCGACUCGGAGAACUUGCUGAGCCGGGAGCAGCACCGGGUUCCUGUGGCUGUGGAAGCCAGGGAGCCUCGGUGUGCUGGGAGCCUUGGUGUGCCAGGAGCCCUGGUGUGCCAGGAGCUUCGGUGUGCCAGGAUCCUGGCUGGCUGGGGCUCCCUCCCUGCCUGGGAUGCUCCGGGGCUGGUCAGCAGGCACGUCACCCAGCACUGCUCAGAGACAGCCACAUCCACCUGUGCUGAACCCAGAGUCCCGUGUACAUAACGAAAAAUAUGUAUAAAUAUGAAUAUAUAUUUACAUGUCUUUUUAAAAGGGUUGUUACCAGAGAUAUACCAGUUUGGUAGGAAGGUACUAGUGGCUGGUAGAUAUCAGUUGCUAUAAAAAAAAAAAAAAUUCAUAUAUUUUGCUACUUUUGCUGUUUUUAUUUUUUUAAAUUAUGUUCUAAACCUAUUUCAGUUUAGGUCCCUCGAUAAGAAUUGCUGCUGCUGCUUCAGUUUUAUAUGGGGUUGUAUUAAACAAUAAUAAUAACGUGUUGAUGCCUUUUGGGAAUCCGUUGUCAUUACGUGCCUGGCCUCGCCCUGGUUCCCCCCGUGUCCCCCCUGCUCCCUCCCGGGGCUCCGGCCGGGCUGGGGCCGGGCAGUGCCCGUGGCACCAUAUUGGUGUGUGGGGACAGUGCCCUGGGGAGGGGCUGCAGCCCCUGCCUGGCCCUCAGCUGCCUGUGGGGAGGGACAGGGGGCCGCAGGUCACGCUGUGCCCCAGCGGGGGGACGUGCACCCCAUGCAGCCCCCACUCCCCUGGCAGUGCCAGCCAGUGCCUUACCAGCACCCGGGGAGUGGCCUCAUCCCAGCUCUGCCCUUCUGUGCCCCCCCAGAUCUGUCCCAGUGCCUGGAAGGACGGGGUAUUUCCCCAGCCAGGGCAGCCCCUCACCAGGGCAGGGGCCACGUUUACCCCUUCCCUCCCCAUCACCGGCGUGGGGACGCCGGAGCCAGGCCGCUGUUACUUGAAAAGUUUAUUUUGCCUUUGUAUGGAGAAAUAUUAUUUGUUGUAAACUCUUCUGUAAUGAAUCUGGAAUUCUUGUAAUUAUUAAAGACUUUAACCGCGA
Molecule: messenger RNA, 4170 nt
Organism: Corapipo altera (White-ruffed manakin)
Lineage: Eukaryota; Metazoa; Chordata; Aves; Passeriformes; Pipridae
Gene: FGFR1
Product: fibroblast growth factor receptor 1
Exons: 18
Coding region: 197-2665 (822 amino acids)
Biological process (GO): protein phosphorylation; fibroblast growth factor receptor signaling pathway; positive regulation of cell differentiation
Cellular component (GO): membrane; signaling receptor complex
Molecular function (GO): fibroblast growth factor binding; fibroblast growth factor receptor activity; ATP binding
Source: RefSeq, a predicted model, not a curated record